AUGACAACGUCCAAUAGUUCAUAUGAUCUUAUAAUCAUAGAUUGUGGUCCAGCUGGUAUAGCUGCUGCAUUAGAACUUCAAAAAUAUCAAUCUAUUCCUAAUUUUCUAAUUGUUGAAGCUCGUAAUCGUGUUGGUGGUCGAACUUAUACAGAUAUACAUACAUUUGAUAGUAAUCAACCAGUUGACCUUGGCGCUCGUUGGAUUCAUCAUAUUCCUCAAGCAAAAAGAAUCGUUGAAGAAUUACGUGUAAAUAUUAAAGAGUAUUCAUCAGAUAAAGUAGACACUUGUAUGUUGGAUGCUAUUCGUGAUAAAUAUGAAAAAAUUCAAGAUGAACAAAUGCGUCGUCUUGUUGAUAUGAAUCUUGCUUAUAUUGAACAUUAUGAAGCAUCUAAUCUUAAUGAACUUUCAGCUAAAUCUUAUUUAAAAUCAAAUGGUGGUAUUGAAACAUGUGAUCUUACUCUUUCUAUUGGAUUAUGUUCUUUUAUUGAACAAAUAGUCAAACGAAAUAAUCUUCCUAGUCAAUUAAAUACUAUUGUUACAAAUAUUGUUAUAGCAAUUGAUAAGAAUGAUCCUAUUCGUAUAACGACACAAGAUAAUCGUCAUUAUUUGAGUAAAUAUGUUCUAAUUACAAUUCCACUUGAUUGUUUAAAAGCAUUUUCAAUAAAGUUUAUUUCAGCAUUACCCGAUUGGAAACAAAAUGCAAUCGAUAAAAUGGGUUUUGGAUUGUUGAAUAAAAUUUUUAUUCAUUUUUUUCAAUGUCAUUCACAUGAUCAAGUGCUUACUUUAUUUGUUGGUGGUAAUUUAGCAGGUAAAUUAGAACAAGAAACUGAUGAAGAAAUUAUUGAACAAAUUUUUCAAUGUUUAAAACGAAUUUAUUCACCAAUACCAAAACCAACGAAAUGGUUAAUAACUUGA
Molecule: messenger RNA, 915 nt
Organism: Rotaria sp. Silwood2
Lineage: Eukaryota; Metazoa; Rotifera; Eurotatoria; Philodinida; Philodinidae
Source: the annotation of a GenBank genome assembly